AUUAGAGGAAAAAAAAAACUGCCUCAAAAAAUAAAAAAAAAACAAACAAGCCAUAGAAGAAUUUAAUCUUCUUAGUUGAGAUAUGAAUGUGAUGCAAUCGAAGUAUUGACAACAAAAUUUGAAAAAAAUUUAAUAUUUACCGUAAAGUUUAAAAAUUUCUGCCUAAAAACUGCAUAAACCCACAGCACACGACACCUGAACAGAACUGAAUCAUCAUCAACUGCCUACUAUGGAACUCGACCUCCGCUCAUUCCUUCCCGACGACACCGAUUCCUCCGAUCUCCACGUCACUCAUCACCGAACCGUCGAUGAAAUUCUCAACGACUGUGAUACUUCCUCAUCUUCAUCAUCACCUUCUCCUCCUUCUUCUCCUCAUAACAACAAUAACAAUAAACCCAUUCAAUUUCCUCAACCCGUACCCGUUUAUCUUUCUCGGGUCAAACCCGAUAAACCUCCACGCCCAUUCUCUUCCUUAUUUGGUCGUGUUACACCGAAUGCUAAACCCGGUGCUGCUCUUGCUGCUGCUGCAGCUGCUUCCAGAUCUGUUCCGACUCCACAUGCGGCGGCGAUAAUUUCCAGGAGGAGAAGUUAUAAUUUGGCUAGAACUGAAUCGGAUUGUUCUGAUGUUGAUUCUAAAGGUAGUGAAUUGGGGGAGAAAAUUGAUGAUUCUGUUGAUAGGAAAAUUGAGAGGAGUAAGAGUGUUGAUGAUGGUGAAAUUGGUGAAAUUGCAGCAAUUGAAGUGAAUGAGAAUGAUAAUGAUAAUGGUGUUGAUGUUCAGGUGAAGAAUGAUUGUUCUGUUGUGAGUGAAGUGAAGAGUGAUUUAGAUGAGUGUUUAGUUUCUGCUUCCUUGAAUGAUGUUGAAAAUGGUCAUGAUCACGAUCACGAUAAGGGUUUGAAUUCUACACCUUUUGAUGUUGUUGAUGAUGGUAAUGAUAAUGGUUUUGGUGAAAAAACUAGUCUUGAUUAUGUUAAUGAUGAUAAGGGUGUUAAUGAAACAGAAGAAGAAAUUGUGAAUGGUGUUGGUGUUAGUGGUGGUUUUGUUGAAGGUAUUGGGAAUGAAGUGAAUGAUGAUGAAGGCGGCGGUGCCGAUGAUGGUGGUGGUUAUGAUGAUGUUGAUGAUGGUAGUUCAAUUGUAGAUGUUUUUGAAUUAGUAGAGAAUACACUUGAGGAACUGGAAAGUGUAAGUGUUACGAAGAAAAAAUUAGAGUCUUCAAAGAAGCCGAUUGAUUUAGCUGAGGAAUUGGAGAAGAAGAAUGCUUCAACUGGUUUGCAUUUGGAAGAGGGUGCAGCCGCGCAACCGAUGAGGCUUGAGGGUGUUCGGAGAGGGUCGAUUCAAUUGGGAUAUUUUGAUGUUGAUGCUGAUAAUGCUAUCACAAGGACCAUUUCAUCGCAAACAUUUAGGCGUGAGCAUGGUUCUGCUAAAGUUUUGGUGGUUCAUGCUAAUUACAUCGCAGUUGGAAUGACAAAAGGGCUCAUUGUUGUAGUUCCCAGUAAAUAUUCCAUUCAUCAUGUGGAUAAUACAGAUGGAAAGAUGUUGAUGCUUGGUAUACAAGGUGAUCGAUCACAUGCUCCAGUAACGUCCAUGUCUUUCAAUCAGCAAGGAGAUCUUCUUUUAGCUGGUUAUGGUGAUGGUCAUGUUACACUCUGGGAUGUACAGAAAGGGGUAGUGGUAAAAGUUAUCAGUGGAGAGCAUACGGCACCGGUGGUACAUGCCUUUUUUCUAGGACAAGAUGCCCAGAAUACUCGUCAAUUUAAAGCAGUUACAGGUGAUUGUAAGGGUCUGGUUGUCUUACAUCAUAUCUCAGUGGUUGUUUUGAUUAAUAGGUUCAAAAUUCAAACUCAGUGUCUUCUUGAUGGGAAAAAUACGGGCUUGGUACUAUCUGCUUCGCCACUCCUUUCCGAUGAAUUCGAUGGAAGUGCCUCAUCUUAUUCCCAGGGAAACGCUACAGUCUCAGCCAGCAGUAUAAGUAGCAUGGUCGGAGGUGUAGUUGGAGGAGAUGCAGGUUGGAAACUCUUCAAUGAAGGCUCUUCUCUGGUUGAAGAAGGUGUGGUUGUAUUUGUCACCCAUCAAACUGCUUUGGUGGUACGGCUCAGUCCCAAAUUGGAAGUCUAUGCUAACCUCUCUAGGCCAAAUGGAAUUCGAGAGGGUUCUAUGCCAUAUACUGCAUGGAAAUACAUGGCACAAGCAUCUAGUUCUACUGAAAAUAUGUCUGCAGAAGCUGUUGAAAGAGUUUCAUUGCUCGCAAUAGCUUGGGAACGGAAAGUUCAGGUUGCAAGGUUGGUCAAAUCAGAAUUAAAAGUAUAUGGAGAAUGGUCUCUUGACAGUGCUGCUAUAGGUCUGGCAUGGUUGGAUGAUCAGAUGCUGGUAAUUCUCACUUCAACUGGACAACUGAAUUUAUUUGCCAAGGAUGGAACUGUGAUUCACCAAACAAAUUUUGGUGUAGAUGGUAUUGGAGGAGAUGAACUACUUUCAUAUCAUACUCACUUUGUUAACAUAUAUGGGAACCCUGAGAAAGGUUAUCAUAACUCCAUUGCUGUAAGAGGAACUUCUAUUUAUAUACUUGGUCCAACACAUCUUAUUGUUUCUCGUCUUCUCCCUUGGAAAGAACGUAUCUUGGUUUUACGGAAAGCAGGUGAUUGGAUGGGGGCCUUAAACAUGGCAAUGACUCUUUAUGAUGGCCAUGCUCAUGGGGUUGUUGAUCUACCAAGAACCUUGGACGCAAUACAUGAAGCUAUAAUGCCCUACUUGGAGGAGUUGCUUACAUCAUAUGUUGAUGAAGUGUUCUCCUAUAUUUCGGUGGCUUUUUGCAACCAAAUUGGAAAACCUGAUCAACCCUAUGAUUCAAAUAAUAGAAGCAAUUCAGUGCAUUCUGAAAUAAAGGAGCAAUACACCCGUGUUGGUGGAGUUGCUGUUGAAUUUUGUUGUCAUAUCAAACGGACAGACAUCCUUUUUGAUAAAAUUUUCUCCAAGUUCAUUGAUGUUCAUGUUCAACAGAGAGAAACAUUUUUGGAGCUUUUGGAGCCGUAUAUUUUGAAGGAUAUGCUUGGAUCUCUACCUCCUGAGAUUAUGCAAGAACUGGUAGAGUAUUAUAGCACGAAAGGGUGGCUACAGCGGGUUGAGCAAUGUGUACUUCACAUGGAUAUUUCAUCCUUGGAUUUUAAUCAGGUGGUCAGAUUAUGCCGGGAACAUGGACUAUAUAGUGCCCUGGUGUAUCUCUUCAAUAAAGGCUUAGAUGAUUUUAGAGCACCUCUUGAGGAGCUCUUCGCAGUCCUACAAAAUAGCCAGAAGGAAAAUGCUAUUGCACUUGGGUAUAGAAUGCUGGUUUAUCUCAAGUACUGCUUUACAGGUCUUGCCUUUCCACCAGGCCAUGGAACUAUUCCUCCUACGCGGUUGCCAUCUCUUAGAAAAGAACUAGUAGAGUUUUUGUUAGAGGACUCCAGUGCUAUGAAAUCACGGACAGUUUCAGGUUCAAUGUCGAAACAGCCAUACGUGAAUCUAUAUCUCCUCUUAGAGUUAGACACUGAAGCUACAUUAGAUGUCCUCCGAUGUGCUUUCAUGGAAGAUAAAUUAUCAAAUUCCAGCUCAUCUUCACCGGAGUCAGCUGAUAGACCUAUCGAAGAAGCAAAAGAAGAAAAUAAUGUUACUGAAACUGAAAAUGUUUUGGUUCAGAAUACGGUGGAUGCUCUAAUUCAAAUUACUGAUAUGAAUGUUGUUCCAUCAGAUACAACCUCUAGUAAUGGGGAUGACGGAUUAUCAAAAGUGGGGACUUCGAAAGACAAAGGCUGUGUGUUUGAGUUCAUUGCAUAUUAUGUUGCUCGCCAAAGAGCUAAAGUUUCAAAGGGCAUGCUUUGUCGAAUAUUGGAAUAUUUGACAUUAGAUAAUCACAUUUCAACUAAUGUUUCUUCUCACAGUUCAACUCCAAAAAAUAGAGAGAAGCAAGUGCUUGCACUUCUGGAAGUAGUUCCCGAGUCCGACUGGGAUGUGCCAUUUCUUCUAGACCUAUGUGAGAGAGCCAAGUAUCAUCAGGUUUGUGGAUUGAUUCAUUCCAUCAGACAUGAGUAUGUGGCUGCAUUGGAUAGCUAUAUGAAGGAUGUAGAUGAGCCUGUUCAUGCCUUCUCCUUUAUCAACAAAGCAUUCUCACAGUUUAUUGGUAAUGACCGUGCUGCUAUUCGAUCAGCAGUCCUAUCUCGAAUUCCUGAAUUGGUUGAACUAAGCAGGGAAGGUGCAUUCCAUAUGGUUACCAGACAUUUUAGUGAUGAAAGUUCCCAUAUCAUCACUAAACUUCAUUCUCAUCCAAGAAGUCUUUUCCUUUAUUUAAAGACACUCAUUGAGCUACACUUAUUUGGCACCCUAGACUUGUCUGGUUUGACGAAGGAUGUUAUUACGAAUCCCCCUAAUGUAAAACAGGUUAAGGAUCCGCCACAAGGAAUUCAUGAUUACUUAGAAAAUAUAUCCGAUUUCCCCAAGCACAUGCGUGAAAAUCCAAGUCAUGUGCCUGAUGAUCUUAUUGAGCUUUACCUAGAGCUAUUAUGUCAGUAUGAACGGGGUUCAGUUCUGAAGUUUCUAGAAAUGUUCGAUAGCUAUCGUGUGGAACAUUGUUUACGCCUGUGCCAAGAAUAUGGCAUCAUAGAUGCUGCUGCUUUCUUAUUGGAAAGAGUUGGUGAUGUUGGUACUGCUCUUUCACUUACUCUUUCUGAUCUGAAUGAUAAAUUUGUUGAGCUCGAUACUGCUGUGGAGGCUGUAGUCUUAAAUCAUCCCAAGCUUGAUUCUUCCAGUACAGAAGUAUUCAACACUGUUUUAAGAACAAAAGAGGUGAAUGGCAUGUACGAUUUAUUGCAUGCCUGUAUCGGUCUGUGUCAGCGGAACACUCCUCGUCUAAAUCCUGAGGAGUCAGAGUCACACUGGUUUAAAUUACUGGACUCGUUCUGUGACCCAUUGAUGGAUUCAUCUGUUGAAGAGAGAGCAUAUGAACGAAAAAAUUAUUUUGGUGUGCUGGCUGAAUCAGAAGAUUCACAACUGGAUAAAGACACCUAUAAAACCAGUUGGAAGAUUUCAAAGUCCCGAAAUGGUGAUAUCUUGAGAAAAUUGCUAUCACAGUUCAUUAAAGACAUUGUUGAGGGAAUGAUAGGUUUUGUUCACCUUCCGUCUAUCAUGUCCAAACUCUUGUCUGAUAAUGGUAGUCAAGAAUUUGGAUAUUUUAAACUUACGAUAUUAGGGAUGCUGGCAACAUAUGGUUUUGAAAGAAGAAUUCUGGAUGCUGCCAAAUCCUUGAUAGAGGAUGAUACAUUCUAUACCAUGAGUUUACUCAAGAAAGGGGCGUCUCAUGGAUUUGCUCCCAGGACUUCAGUGUGCUGUAUUUGUAACGCCCUGCUUACAAAAAACUCAGUUACCACCGGAAUUCGAAUUUUCAACUGUGGCCAUGCAAUUCAUCUCCAGUGUGAAGUCUCUGAAGUCGAGUCGUCAAGCAAAGGAUUUUCAUCUGGAUGCCCUGUAUGCAUGCCUAACCAAAAACCCCAAAAGUCUAGAAACAAAUCAACCACUACAGAUAAUGGUUUGGUCAAUAGAUUCUCAUCAAGACGCCAACACCCGCAUGGAAGUACAAUUCAUCACCAUGACAAUGAUUUAUCAGAGAAUAUGUAUGCAGGACAGCAACAGAUAUCACGGUUUGAGAUCUUGAGCAGCUUGCAGAAAAAUCCAAGAUUUAUGCAAUUAGAAAACUUGCCUCCUUUGAGACUUGCCCCGCCUGCUGUGUACCAUGAAAAGGUAAGUAAAGUUGCACACUAUCAGACUGGAGAAAGUAGCAACAGUUCUGCAGUUAUAGAUAAACAUAGUCGUCAAAAACAAAACCGGGAGCUGAGAGUUAGAGGUUCAUCGAUUCGUUUUCCUCUAAAAUCAAGUAUAUUUGGCAAGGACAAGACGAAUAAGCGGUGACAUAACUGUUUAUAAGAACAAGAGAUCAAACACUAACCAACUAACUGUACAGGCUAACAGAAGAUAUCUUCUCUAUUAGAAGAUUUGAUGCAUAUCUAACCAUUAUUAUUCUUUUGUAUCUUACUCUACUUUUUGUACUUGGUAGUUGAUACUAACUGUUGUAACUGUUGUAUAUAAGUUAUGCACAAGGUUGUUCAUGUGUACAAUAUAAAAACCAUUUGUAAUGAGUUUUAAGAUUAAAAAAAAAUAAAAAGUAAAAUAUUUGAAUCUUGUGA
Messenger RNA from Trifolium pratense (red clover), 6207 nucleotides. RefSeq names its product vacuolar protein sorting-associated protein 8 homolog. The transcript is spliced from 19 exons. The record is from RefSeq and is a predicted model, not a curated record. NCBI's taxonomy places the organism in Eukaryota, Viridiplantae, Streptophyta, Magnoliopsida, Fabales, Fabaceae. Gene Ontology annotation, cellular component: late endosome; HOPS complex. Gene Ontology annotation, molecular function: protein binding. Gene Ontology annotation, biological process: vesicle-mediated transport; protein targeting to vacuole; endosomal vesicle fusion. The coding region runs from base 230 to 5932 and encodes 1900 amino acids.